GCACUGAAACGGCAACAAGCUGUGGAAGAUGCAAUUGCAUUACGCCUCGCAUCUAGUGAAAUGGGUACUCAAUUAGAAAUGCUCCCACCCGGCAAAAUUUACGGAAUGACUGUAACGGACCCUUGUCCAUCCCCACAGAUAGAGCUAACUUCGACAAUGGAAAUUUCCCCCACGUCGUCUGGUAAUAAAAUCGCAAUGAGUUCUGAUGUAAUUGAAGCAAAAACAAACAACGUAACCGUUUCUCAAAGUGCUUUAGAUAUGCUAUCUCAACUUUUUCCACACAGGAAGCGAUCCGUACUUGAGUUAAUUUUGAAGCGAUGUGAUUUAGAUUUAUUGAAAGCAAUAGAGCAGUGCAGUAAAAAUAAUCCAUCUAGCGCUUUCAAACCACCACUUUCAUCAGCAUCGCAUAUCACACACCAUCAGCUACCGUUUAACUCACCAAGUCCUCCAAACUAUCCAUCGUUGAUUGCUUAUCCAAAAUGGUUACUUCCCAUGUCUAUCCCAGUACCUAUGGGACAUUUAGCACCGAGAUGUACUCUACCAAACUGCGUGAUGUGUGUACAUCAUCCAGUAUGAAAUUAAAAAUCUAUAUAUUUAAGUGGAUCUGUCUUAAGCAUGCUAGUAUUGAAAUACAGUUUACAUUAAAAAGAAUUUAGAUUAAAAUAUUCGUUAAUUUAUUGCAUAUUGAUUAGAAUAAGUAUUUAUAAUUUGUCAUGUUUAUUAUCAUUUGAAAUAAAAAUAAGCAAUAUAAAUCA
Messenger RNA from Wyeomyia smithii (pitcher-plant mosquito), 755 nucleotides. Its product is annotated as doublesex- and mab-3-related transcription factor A2-like. The transcript has 3 exons. Lineage: Eukaryota; Metazoa; Arthropoda; Insecta; Diptera; Culicidae. Bases 61 to 576 code for a protein of 171 amino acids. Gene Ontology annotation, molecular function: protein binding. The record is from RefSeq and is a predicted model, not a curated record.